This is a messenger RNA of Candida dubliniensis CD36, 1263 nucleotides long. RefSeq names its product glutamate 5-kinase (gene PRO1). The record is from RefSeq and is a predicted model, not a curated record. The transcript has a single exon. Gene Ontology annotation, cellular component: cytoplasm; cytosol. Gene Ontology annotation, molecular function: RNA binding; glutamate 5-kinase activity; ATP binding. Lineage: Eukaryota; Fungi; Ascomycota; Pichiomycetes; Serinales; Debaryomycetaceae. The coding region runs from base 1 to 1263 and encodes 420 amino acids.
AUGACCAAACAGUUCACCAUAGUUGUCAAACUUGGAACGUCGUCUCUCGUGGACGAGGUUACUAGAGAACCAAGAAUUGCCAACAUGUCGCUCAUAGUCGAAGCAAUGGUCAAACUACGCCGCCAGGGCCACAAGAUCGUCAUUGUCUCGUCCGGGGCAAUUGCUUGUGGAAUGAAACAGGUGGGACUACAAGACAAACCUGCCAACCUAUCAGCAGUGCAGGCAUUGGCGUCUAUAGGACAAGUGCGUCUUAUCAGAACCUUUGACGAUCUAUUCCGACAAUUGGAACAACCUAUAGCCCAGAUUUUACUCACAAGAAACGAUAUCAUGGAUUUUACCCAAUACAAAAACGCCCAGAAUACCUUGAAUGAGUUGAUGGAUAUGGGCAUUAUCCCAAUAGUCAACGAAAACGAUACAUUGUCAGUUUCCGAAAUCAAGUUUGGCGAUAACGAUAGUUUGUCAGCAAUCACAGCCGGAAUCAUCCACGCCGACUACUUGUUUCUCAUGACCGACGUUGAGUGUUUGUACACCGACAACCCAAGAACUAACCCACAGGCACAACCUAUUUUGGUGGUAGAUAAGAUCGACGACUUGCAUGUAAAAACAGACACCGAAUCUGGUGCUGGGUCUAAGGUCGGAACUGGCGGGAUGACAACCAAACUAAUUGCAGCUGAUUUGGCAACAAACGCCGGCGUCACCACCAUCAUCACAUUGUCGAGCCAGCCCUACUACAUUCUCGAUAUUGUCGCCCACAUCCAAGCACAUGCAGACACAUUGUCGGUUGAAGACCAGCGUCUUGCCCUACAAAGAGACAUCCAGCAAGGCAAAAUUCCGUUGCAUACCAGAUUCCUAAGCAAGCCUCAAGAUACACUAAUCAAGUCGGAUCGCAGAUUCUGGUUGCUACAUGGAUUAAAGACGAAAGGUGCGUUGGUUAUUGACCAAGGGUGUUUCCAGGCAUUGACACGUCGUAACCGUGCAGGAUUGUUGCCAGUCGGCAUCCUACAUGUGGUCGGGAAUUUUCACCAAAGCGAGUGUGUUUCCAUCAAAGUUGUCCCCGACAAGAACGGCGCUAUUGAAGACGCAGUCGAAGUGGGCCACUGCAGAGUCAAUUACCUGGCACCAGAAAUUAUACUAAUCAAAGGUCACAAAAGUAGUGAGAUUGAAUCUAUCUUGGGUUAUGCCGACAGUGAGUACGUAGCUCAUAGAGAUAAUUUGGCAUUCCCACCAGUCAUGCCUCCUUCAACUGAAUCCUUGAUCGGGUAG